UCUCUUUUUCACUUCCAGUUUUAUUUGCUUUCGGAAUAUUCAUUAUAAAUCCUGAGGAUCAUAUCCAUUGCUGUUUUUUUUCCCAGUGUAAAGGUGUUUGUGUUUAUAGCUAACGGGUUAGCCUAUUCCUCCUUCAACCACCAAAAAACGCAGGAGGUGUGUGCGAUGUGAUGUGAUGUGGAGCUCCGCGCUCGCGCCCCAAGCUUCAGUAUUCUCAUCAGCACCAAUAUCAGUGUCAGCCUCAUCCUCCGAAAUCUCGGCUCCAUGUCUCCAGCAUCAUCCGGGGCAAACAGCAGCAGUCCACUUCCCCAUGACCAGACAGAGAGAAGGAGAGAAGAGCAGAGACCUCAGCAGCAGUCACUGAUCGAGGCACUAUGGCGAGAAUCACACUGGAAAUGUCUCCUCCUGACACUGCUCAUGUAUGGCUGUGUGUUCGCUACGACAUGGUGCCAACUGGCCAAAGUAACACGACUCAGCACUGAUAGUAACCUCAAUGGCAAGUCAACGGUGUACCAUGAGCGUGCCUGCUCCGAUGGGUACGUCUAUAUCCCUGUGGCUUUUUUGCUCACACUUUACACACUCUACUUGGUGGAGUGCUGGUACUGUUCCAUGCGCUUCAACCUGCAGUACAAAGUGGAUUUGGAGAGUAUAUUGGAGCGGGUGCAGCAGAUGCAGCAGGCCACACCGUGCAUCUGGUGGAGGGCCAUCAGUUACCACUAUGUGCGUCGCACACGUCACGUGACCCGCUACCGCAACAGUGAUGCCUACAGUUCCACUCAGGUGUACCACGAACGGGUCAACACGCACACAGCCGAGGCAGAGUUCGACUAUGGGAACUGCGGUGUGAAGGAUUUCUCCAAGCAACUUGCAGGCUUGGAAGACUUCCGCAUCACGAAGCUUCGCUUCACCAAAUGCUUCAGCUUUGCCAAUGCAGAGUCAGAGAACUCUUAUCUGACACAAAGAGCACGAUUCUUCACAGAAAACGAAGGGCUAAAUGACUACAUGGAGGCUCGUGAGGGCAUGCAUCUUAAAAACGUUGACUUCAGGGAGCACGUAAUGGUGGUCUCAGGCCGACUGCCAUGGUUUUUGUGGCGCUGUGUGUUUUGGAUAGCAGCGGCGCUGACGUUCUCUUGGCCCUUGCGUAUUCUGACCGAGUAUCGCACAGCUUAUCUUCACUACCAUGUGGAGAAGCUGUUUGGAUUUAAUUAUUUACGCUACUGCCACCACAUCUCCAGAGUGAACACAAUCGAUAGCACUGAACUAGAGUGGCACAUCCGCUCCAACCAGCAGCUGGUCCCCAGUUACUCCGAGGCAGUGCUGAUGGAUGCGAAUCUGUCUGGCCGAGACUCCGUCUCACCCCAGAACUGCGAGCGUUGCCGUCGGGCCUUGAGUGGCUCGUCCAUUUUCUCCCGCAGCGCUCUCAGUCUUUUUUCACUAGGUCAUGCAUACGGCACUCUGAACGAUAGCUCUGCCCCAGAGCACCACCAGCCGUCUCCUCCAACCUAUCAGGAUGCAUUGCGCUUCCCUGUGCUGAUUGUGCACCGUAGCGAUGGCUGCCUCAGCCAUGAACAUCGCUUACUGCAUCACAACGGCUCCUGCGUGGAGACUUCCUUAUGACCCAUGCUAAUAAGUCAUUGGUUUUCAGGGAUAUAAAUGAAAAUUAUUUCACAGAUACAGGGAGUAAUAAAAGACAUUUCAACCUAGUUUGAUUAUAGAUCAAGAUGAUUAUCCAGAGGAUGGUAUCAUUUCUGUGCUUGUAAACCAGGCAUUGUAGCAGGCUGAUGGAGAACGACUGGGCGAGCGUCUUGACGACAAGCUCAGUGUAAUAUAAUAAAAUGAAUAAUAAUAACUUUCAUUGAGAGUCAGACUAAUAGUGAUGGCAAUUCCAAUGGAAAAUGGAAAAAUAAAAGCCGGAUGUCAUGAUCACUAUGCUAAC
Clarias gariepinus (North African catfish) is the source of this 1936-nucleotide messenger RNA. It is a transcript of the gene tmem151ba, whose product is annotated as transmembrane protein 151Ba. The coding region runs from base 265 to 1617 and encodes 450 amino acids. The record is from RefSeq and is a predicted model, not a curated record. The transcript has 3 exons. NCBI's taxonomy places the organism in Eukaryota, Metazoa, Chordata, Actinopteri, Siluriformes, Clariidae.